AAUAUCACAUUUCAAUCAACUUGAGUUGAGUACUAUGGAUUCCAAAAUCGCAUUCCUCAUCCUUGGUCUAUUGGCCAUGGUUCUUCUAAUUUCCUCACAAGUGUCAGCUAGGGACUUAACCGAGACUUCAACUAAUACCAAAGAUGAGGUGGUGGAAAAGUCAAAUGAAUUAAAUGAUGCCAAAUAUUACGGUGGAGGCUACAACCAUGGCGGCGGCGGUUAUAAUGGUGGUGGAGGAGGCUACAACCAUGGUGGUGGUGGAUACAAUGGUGGCGGAGGAGGCUACAACCAUGGUGGUGGUGGUGGUGGAUACAAUGGUGGUGGAGGAGGAUACAACCAUGGAGGUGGUGGAUACAAUGGUGGCGGAGGAGGAUACAACCAUGGAGGUGGUGGUUACAAUGGUGGCGGAGGAGGAUACAACCAUGGCGGUGGUGGUGGUUAUGGAGGUGGACAUGGUGGUAGUUCCGACAAUGGUAACUGAUUAUAUAAUCAUGCAUGGACGUACUAUGUAUAAUAAAAGAGGUAUAGAGAAAUAUGAAUCUUUUUGAGGUUAUGUAUUAUCUAUCUUCUCACUAUAUAGUAUAGAUAAGUCACUAUGUUUAUGUGAAGAUGAGUUUGAUUUCGAACCAAAGUGCUGAAUGUGUAAUCAAUCAUGUGUGUAAUAAAUCAAAUAUCAUCCUUGUUACGAAAAAAAAUCCAAAUAACCAUGUUUAAUAAUUUAUUUACACCAAAAAC
Molecule: messenger RNA, 735 nt
Organism: Vicia villosa (hairy vetch)
Lineage: Eukaryota; Viridiplantae; Streptophyta; Magnoliopsida; Fabales; Fabaceae
Product: abscisic acid and environmental stress-inducible protein-like
Exons: 2
Coding region: 35-481 (148 amino acids)
Source: RefSeq, a predicted model, not a curated record